This is a messenger RNA of Dioscorea cayenensis subsp. rotundata (Guinea yam), 612 nucleotides long. RefSeq lists its product as uncharacterized. Bases 1 to 612 code for a protein of 203 amino acids. NCBI's taxonomy places the organism in Eukaryota, Viridiplantae, Streptophyta, Magnoliopsida, Dioscoreales, Dioscoreaceae. The record is from RefSeq and is a predicted model, not a curated record. Gene Ontology annotation, molecular function: protein dimerization activity. The transcript is spliced from 4 exons.
AUGCAAGUCUUGUUAGAUUUACUUGAAAAGAGAAGUAUAUGCAGUGAUAGUGAAAAGGCAAUGAGGGAGAUCAGAUUUUAUCGAGAUCGAUUAGGAAGUUUUAGUCGUGAAUCAGCUCUUUCCUCUGCUAAUAAAAUACAACCCGAUGAAUGGUGGAGGCUAUUUGGAUAUAGUACUUCUUUCUUGCAAAAAGUUGCUAUUCGACUCCUUAGUCAAACAUCAUCUUCUUCAGGAUGUGAGCGUAACUGGAGUGUUUUUGAGCAAAUUCACACCAAAAAAAGAAAUAGAUUGGAGCAUCAAAGGCUUAGUGAUCUUGUAUUUGUAAAUUAUAAUCUUCGUUUGAAGUGCAGGCUUCAAUACAAAAAAAGAAAUUAUGAUCCGGUUGAUUAUGAUUGCAUUGACAAAACGGACUUUUGGAUAGCUGAAGAAGAAGAAGCAGAAUUCGUAGAUGGAGAUAUGGUUGAAGCAAUAUAUGCAGAAGAUGCUAUUCCAACUUUGGAUGAAAGCCACAAUCAAGAUGACGUGGAUAUGAAUGAACUCAAUGAAGAAGUGGAUUUUGAGUUAUUUGGUAAUGCAAGUUGUGAUGAUGCAUUUGAUCAACAUGGAACUUGA